AAGGAUCCGUCUGAACUUGUCUAUGGUCCGUCCUUAAACUCUAUGGUUCUUAACCUCAAUUGUGUUUGUGAGGGUCUGAAUAAUAUUGUGAUAGAAAAACAGGAGUAUAUCACUAAAAUAUGGGGUUUGUGAAGGUGGUAAAAAACAAACAGUACUUUAAACGGUACCAAGUUAAAUUUAAGAGGCGCCGCGAAGGUAAAACCGACUAUUAUGCCCGAAAACGUCUUAUCACUCAAGACAAAAAUAAAUACAACACCCCAAAAUAUCGCUUCAUCGUUCGUUUAUCAAAUAAGGACAUUACAUGUCAAGUUGCAUAUUCCCGAAUAGAAGGUGACAAGAUUCUGUGUGCUGCUUAUUCCCACGAGUUACCUCGCUAUGGCGUUAAAGUGGGACUCACGAAUUAUGCUGCUGCAUACUGUACGGGUUUGUUAUUGGCACGAAGAUUAUUGAAGCAGUUGGAACUUGACAAGAUAUAUGAAGGUACUACAGAUGUAAAUGGCGAUGAAUACAAUGUAGAAGAUGUGGAUAAUGGCCCAGGAGCUUUUAGGUGCUACUUGGACGUUGGUUUGCAUAGGACUACAACAGGAGCUCGUAUUUUCGGAGCCAUGAAGGGUGCCGUUGAUGGAGGGCUCAACAUUCCUCACUCUGUAAACCGUUUCCCUGGUUUUGACAAUGAAGGUAAAUCUUUAAAAGCUGAUGUUCACAGAAGUCACAUUUUUGGACAGCAUGUUGCUGAAUACAUGAAAUCACUCGAAGAAGAAGACCCUGAGGCGUUUAAACGUCAGUUUAGCCAAUACAUCAAGCUUGGUAUAGCUGCCAAUCAGAUUGAGAACAUUUAUAAAAACGCUCAUGCUGCCAUCAGGGCUGAUCCUUCACCACAACAGAAGGAACCUAAAGCUCCACCAGCGAAGAAGAAGAGGUGGAACCGCGAGAAGCUGUCAUUGGCAGAACGCAAGAACCGCAUUGCCCAGAAGAAGGCUUCGUUCUUGAAAAAAUUAGAGGCGCAGGCUGAACCAUAACCUGUUCUGACGUUUAAAUAAAAUAAUAAACAUCUUUAACAUAUUA
Molecule: messenger RNA, 1065 nt
Organism: Agrilus planipennis (emerald ash borer)
Lineage: Eukaryota; Metazoa; Arthropoda; Insecta; Coleoptera; Buprestidae
Product: 60S ribosomal protein L5-like
Exons: 4
Coding region: 120-1019 (299 amino acids)
Biological process (GO): ribosomal large subunit assembly; translation
Cellular component (GO): cytosolic large ribosomal subunit; ribosome
Molecular function (GO): structural constituent of ribosome; 5S rRNA binding
Source: RefSeq, a predicted model, not a curated record